Molecule: messenger RNA, 426 nt
Organism: Orycteropus afer afer
Lineage: Eukaryota; Metazoa; Chordata; Mammalia; Tubulidentata; Orycteropodidae
Gene: IL9
Product: interleukin 9
Exons: 5
Coding region: 1-426 (141 amino acids)
Biological process (GO): immune response
Cellular component (GO): extracellular region
Molecular function (GO): growth factor activity; cytokine receptor binding
Source: RefSeq, a predicted model, not a curated record
AUGUUGCUGACCACUGUUCUUGCUUCUGCCCUGUUCCUCUCCUCCAUGGCUGACAAGAUGUGUUUCAGCCCAUUGGGGACCGGGUAUGUGAACUACCUCAUCCAAAAACUGCAGGAACAUCCAGCUUCUACAUGCAGCUGCAGCACCAAUGUGACCAAUUGUUUGUGUCUUCCCAUCCCUUCUGACAACUGCACUACACCAUGCUUUCAGGAGGGGCUGUCCCAGCUGACCAACAUCACAAUGGAAAGAGAACUCACCCUGAAUUUCAAUCGGGUGAAAAAAACCAUUGAAGCCCUACAGAGGAAAAACUGCCAAACUUUCUCCUGUGAACAGCCAUGCAACCACAUCACAUCAGGCAACACACUGACAUUUCUGAAACGUCUCCUGGAAACUUUCCAGAAAGAAUAUGUGUUAAGCAGAGAAUGA